This is a messenger RNA of Xiphias gladius (swordfish), 4124 nucleotides long. RefSeq names its product autophagy related 4C, cysteine peptidase (gene atg4c). The record is from RefSeq and is a predicted model, not a curated record. The coding region runs from base 226 to 1713 and encodes 495 amino acids. Gene Ontology annotation, molecular function: protein-phosphatidylethanolamide deconjugating activity. The transcript has 11 exons. Lineage: Eukaryota; Metazoa; Chordata; Actinopteri; Istiophoriformes; Xiphiidae.
GUCCCGGCGGAAACACCGCGAGAUCACCUGACUUGACUCCUCUACUUCCUCAAAGUGUAAACAUUGGCAAUCGCAGGGCAGUGUUAAGCUGCAGAGCAAGUCCUGGGCGGUGGAACUAUGUGUUAGAUUAGCCGCAGAACACAAUGUGACGUUUGAACCUUUGUACGGAGCCACGGAGCGGCUGUGAGUGGAGAACAGCCGGAUCGAAGAAGCUCAAAGGCUUGUAUGCUGUGUGGGUAUGGGUUCCAUCCCUUGCUGGUCCAAAUGGAGAAUAAAGGGAGCGACGAGGUGGAAAAAUUGAAGACAAAGUUCUUGUCAGUGUGGCACAAUGUGAAGUACAGUUGGGCUCUGAAAUCCAAGACCUCAUUCAGCAGAAAUUCCCCAGUACUUCUUCUCGGGAAAUGUUACCAUUUCAAGGCUGAAGACGACGACAGGCUCGCAGAUGCCUGCUAUGAAGCCUCUGAUGAGGACUUCAUCAUGGGGAACGUGGAGGCUUUCCGGAAGGACUUUGCGUCUCGAGUGUGGCUGACCUACCGGGAGGACUUCCCUCCGUUGCCCGGCUCCACCCUGACCUCCGACUGUGGCUGGGGAUGCAUGCUGAGGGCGGGACAGAUGAUGCUGGCUCAGGCGCUUAUUCUGCACUUCUUGGGCAGAGAUUGGACCUGGUCGCAGGCACUGACACUCCAGCCUUUAGACACAGAGACAUGGACUGCCACCGCAGCCAAACGUCUGGUUGCCUCUCUGGAGGCUUCUCUGCAAGGCUCCCAGGGGCCCUCUGAUCCCGGAUUACCAACCAUGCCUCAAGCCCAGGCCCCGGGAUCUGCGGAGGAGGCAGAUGCACAUGUGAAAGAGACGUACCACCGCACACUGGUGUCCUGGUUUGGGGACAGCCCCUCGGCUCUGUUGGGCCUCCACAGGCUGGUCCGCUUAGGCCUGACAAUGGGGAAACAGGCAGGGGACUGGUAUGGACCUGCUGUGGUGGCGCACAUCCUCAAGAAAGCUGUCGAGGAGGCGAUGGACCCUGGCUUGGCGGGUAUAACUGCCUAUGUCUCCCAGGACUGCACAGUGUACAGCGCUGAUGUUGUCGAUAGCCACAGGGCACCAACAGCAGGGCAGGCCUCCGCUGAGAGACCAGAUGCCCCUCCUCCGCCACAGAACAGCCAACCAGCGUCUGCCCCCACCCUGCCAGACAGCCGAGCCGUCAUCAUCCUCAUCCCUGUGAGGCUGGGAGGGGAGAAGAUAAACCCUGAGUAUUUUGACUUUGCAAAGAGCAUACUGAGUCUGGAGUACUGCAUAGGCAUCAUCGGAGGGAAGCCCAAACAGGCCUGCUACUUUGUAGGAUUUCAAGAUGACAGCUUGAUUUACAUGGACCCUCAUUACUGUCAGUCUUUUGUGGAUGUCAGCACCAGCGAUUUCCCUCUCCAGUCAUAUCAUUGCCCCUCACCAAAGAAGAUGCCUUUCAGCAAGAUGGACCCAAGUUGCACCAUAGGUUUCUACUCUAGGAGUAGCCAAGACUAUGAGAGAAUCAGCCAAGAGCUGUCUAAGGUGCUGCAGCCAUCAGCGAAGGAGAAAUACCCAGCGUUCACUUUCGUGCAAGGCCGUGGCAAAGAUUACGACCUGUCGGUGGGCCUGACCCCAGAGAAGAGGGAAUGGCCCUUCAUCCGUGACCCAAGGAGGACGGUCACCACUGCUGGGGACUUUGUGCUGCUUUGACGGCACUGUUUAAAAGACUAGUGACAGGGAACUCCCUCUUUUUUGAGAUUCAAACUCCUCAGUAUCCAGAGCCUGGACUAAAUGUUUUUAACUCUUUUAAACAACAGUGAUUCAGUUUAUUCAACCUUGAAACUUUGUUGGUGUGCAGUUUUAGACAAAAAUGCUGCUAAGUGCUUGGACUUGUGUUUGUUGCCUGGCAAUGUGAGCGUACUGAAUAAUUUGUCAGGAAGCCUUGGGGCCUUUUUCGGUGCUCUGCUGAAUUUAAUAACCCGAAAUUUUCAUAUAUCCAUCUAGAAAAGAACAGCAUUUAUGGGAACACUAUUCAUUUUGCACCAUUAUUUGUAUUUCUAUGGACUUCAGACAAGAUGUCGAUAGUGACUUUAUCAACACGCUAGAUUUUGGGAGAUUUGGUAAAGGGUUGUUCUGCACCUUACAUCAUGUUGAGGUCUUAAAGGGAUUUGCUUAUACUGAUCGCUAGGUCCAAGUCAGCACUCCCACGUCGAGCUGCUAUCCGAAUUCAAGGCUAAGUGUCAUAGAGGAGUAGUAACUAUGACUAAAAUCAGUGUUGGCCGGCUUUAAAAUGUUUUCAAAGGACUACACCUAUAGUAUUUAGACAGUUUCUCAAGUUUGGUUAGCAGUAGCCCACAGAAGCGUGGUAAAAGCCUUAAUUAAUAUGGGCCAAGGGCUUUCUGAAGAUAGACAGAGCUAAGUAACUUUGACAAACUUCUCUACUAAAGACAUUUCAUCAAACAAGAUGAAUUCUUCACUCAUCUUAAUGGUUUUGUAAUAUGAUAUGAUUUGAUGUCUUGAGUGCUAUUAAUUUUGGCUGAGUUAUGCAUCGCAGUGAAAGUGACCAGCGGUAGCCAGAGAGUUUGUCAAAGAGACAAUGGUGUUUUGUGCUACACUUCACCAAGCACUCCCUGUUAUUAAUAACCCUUUAAAAUGGGAUGCUUUGGAUGUAUUCGUAUGUACUGUAUAUACACUACUGGUCAAAAGUUUCAGAAAAAAACCCAUUUUUCUAGUUUUUAUAGAAACUCCAGCAGUUCAAGUCCAUUGGAAAACCUUAAAUGGUGCAAAGGCAAGUGGUAAACUACUGUGAAAAAAAGGUUUAGGUCACCAAAAACUGAAAAAUCAUUUUAAACUUCAUAUAAAACGGGCCUUUUCAGGGAUCGAGUAAUGGGUUAUUUUAAAGCUUUUUGUACAGGAAGGGAAAUAAAUGAAGCCUUGAAAGUUAAUGCAAACAAUUCCUACGGCUGUCCCAACUUUUGCCGAUUACUUACAAACCCCCUGUCUGUACAAAGGCAAUGUUGGAACAAACUGUUUUAUUACACCCUCUGAUGCAUUAUUAGGACGAUACAGUACUGCAGGAAGUAGUACUGUAUUUUUCCAUCAUAAUGUCGAGGAAAAAGGCAAUAACAACGGAAGCCAGACAAAAUGGUCAGGGGUUCAUUCUACAGCAGGCCAAUGACCCAAAACAUUAGAAGAAAAGAACUAGAAGGUGGCUUCACAUGAUGGAAGACCAGCACAGUGUCCGGACUUAAACCCCAUCGAGCUGGUUCGGGAUGAACUGGACAGAAGGUAAAAGCCAAGCAACCUGCAAAUGCAACACAUUCGUGGGAACUUCUGCGAGGGUGUCGUGACAAACUUUCCAAACAACGUUUGACUUCCAUUGUAGAAAGAACGACACGAUUGUGUUCGGCUGCUGAAUGAGUCAGAAAAUUUAGUUCAGCGAGAAGAUUCCAUGAAAAUCUUUUGUUUAUUCGUGCUGUGUUUUAAUUUCACAAACACUGAGACACUGAAUUGUGUAAAUUUAAAGAACAGCUGGAAAAAUUGAGGUGCUCUAAAACGUUUGACCGGUAGUAUAAUUAUCUAACACACAUUUAAAACGGCAGCUGAAGUCAAAUGAUUAAAAAAAACACUCUUAAACCAGAUUUAAAGGAAUUGCAGUAUAGGGACAGAUACUUUAUCAACUGUCCAAUCAUUAUUAUUUGUAUUUUGUGUACAAUUAACAAUUUUGGCCAAUUAUUUCAAACCACUUUUGAGAGAUUUUCUAACAUUUCAUUUUAUGUGUCUUAAUAUAUGUCGUUUUUUUCCAAUUCUAUUCUCUAGCAGCAAGUGACUAAACGAUCCAUUGCUGUUUUUACAAAACACUUUUACAAUAAAUAUACUUUAAUAAACUAGAGGUGAAAAAGCACACUAUAAUACAUGUUAAGCUACAAAACCCAUGCACUUUGAGUCAUCACUUCAAAAACACUUAGGUAUUCCGACUGCUGAAUCGUUGUCAUGUACUUUCAUUCAUCACAGCAUCUGCAUGUCUGUAAGUUAACUUUCAAAAAUGAAUCUCUGCAAUCUAAAAUGUUUUUUACCCUGCUGGGUGGAAAAGCUGAAUAAAGUAAAACUAUGUGACUUUC